GGACGUCACUUCGAAAUGUCGCAGUAUAUUUAUGAAUGAAUUGAUGUAGAAGUCACUAAUCAUGCAAGUUUGCCGGUGUGAAGAGUACAAAAAACAUGUUCAAAACUUGAAAUUCAACACUGUUGGGACUAUGCAUCAUUUACAUAAACGUUUAGAGGUUCCAGAUGACUACUACUUAAAGUUGAUCAGAAAUAGCGUCCACCACGAAGAUUUGCGUUUUGACAAACCUGCACAGGUCAUGUCUGGAGAACAAGACGGUUCAGAAAAUCUGAAGGAAGAAAAGGCAUUCGAAUCAAAAUGGAUUCCAGUCAUGCCAGGUUUGAUAUCGCAAAGGUUGGUAAACGAAAGCAAAAAUCUCAAGUCACCGUUUUAACCAAGAAAAACCACCAAAUUAUACAAAAACAAAAUUAUGGGUGUAAAAUUUAUCUGCGAGAAGAACUGUGCCCUCACUCUUCAAAAUAAUUGAAAAUGAAAAUUCUGGAGCAAUCAAGUUGAUUAAUUUCGAAAAUAUCUACUUUGUAAGUUAUGCUGGACGAAAAUUAAAGCAAAAGUAAAAAUUUUUGUGUAAAGGUGAGGAUCCAGAAAAUAUAGUUCAAUAUUGGCAAUUU
This is a messenger RNA of Leptinotarsa decemlineata (Colorado potato beetle), 608 nucleotides long. RefSeq lists its product as uncharacterized. Lineage: Eukaryota; Metazoa; Arthropoda; Insecta; Coleoptera; Chrysomelidae. The record is from RefSeq and is a predicted model, not a curated record.